Messenger RNA from Parnassius mnemosyne (clouded apollo), 1089 nucleotides. Lineage: Eukaryota; Metazoa; Arthropoda; Insecta; Lepidoptera; Papilionidae. The record is from the annotation of a GenBank genome assembly.
AUGCCGCGCUUCAAGACUAUCUUAGUAACGGGCGGUGCCGGAUAUAUUGGCAGUCACUGUGUCGUGGACCUCCUAGAGGCAGGAUACGAAGUGGUGGCGAUAGAUAACUUCGCUAACGCUGUUGGCGGCGAUGAAGGAUCACCAGCAUUGCAGAGGGCGGAACAGAUCACUGGCAAGACUGUUACUUUCUACAAAGCAGAUUUACUGGACAAACCACAGAUAAACGACAUUUUCGACAAGCAUCAAGUGAACUGCGUUAUACAUUUCGCUGCUCUGAAAGCCGUCGGCGAAUCGAUGCAACAACCACUUCUCUACUAUCAGAACAACCUAUUGGGAAUGCUCAAUUUAUUAGAGGUGAUGAGGUCGCACAAUUGCUAUCAAAUGGUGUUCUCGUCGUCGUGUACCGUGUACGGCGAACCAGAGAACCUUCCCAUCACUGAAACUCACCCUACCGGCAAAAUCACCAAUGUCUACGGAAGAACAAAAUACUUCAUAGAAGAGAUGCUCAAGGAUCUCAGUGCUGCAGAAAAGAAAUGGAACAUAAUAUCACUUCGUUACUUCAAUCCUGUCGGCGCGCAUCCAUCGGGUCUUAUUGGUGAAGAUCCUACAAAAGAAUUCACUAACCUCAUGCCAUUCAUGGCCCAAGUGGCUUUGGGGAAGAAACCAGUUCUGACUGUUUUUGGCAACGACUAUAAUACACCGGAUGGUACUGGUAUACGUGAUUACAUCCACGUAAUGGACUUAGCCGCCGGUCAUGUCGCAGCAUUGAAACUACUGAAUGAAAAUCACGUUGGCCUAAAGGUAUACAAUCUGGGGACUGGCCGAGGUGUUUCAGUAAAAGAAAUAGUGGAUGUUUUCGAGCGGGUUACAAACACCAAGAUACCGCUCAAGUACGUCUCCCGACGCUUGGGCGACAUCACGGCGAUGUGGGCUGACGCCACACUGGCAAAAGAAGAGCUCGGCUGGACCACAAAAUAUACUAUAGAGGAGAUGUGCACUGACUUCUGGCGAUGGCAGACCAUGAACCCCGAUGGAUAUCCUAAAAAGAACAUGAAGGCUAAAGUUGUAAUUACUAAUGGAAACAGUUAA